Messenger RNA from Electrophorus electricus (electric eel), 2376 nucleotides. It is a transcript of the gene dorip1, whose product is annotated as dopamine receptor interacting protein 1. The record is from RefSeq and is a predicted model, not a curated record. Lineage: Eukaryota; Metazoa; Chordata; Actinopteri; Gymnotiformes; Gymnotidae.
AAAGAUGCCAUGUUUUCUGCUCAGUAGUGGUAAGGGGGGGGUUUGGCUUUUGGCCGUUUUUUUAAAGACAUGAAAACCAGAGAAAUGUGGAGAGUGAUUUGUGUUGUUUAAAAGACACAGAGGACUUGGAAAGCUUGACGUCAGAUACUGGGCACAGUAUGCAAGUGGAGAGGACCAAAACAUUGUUUGAAGAGAUCCGUGCUUUAAUCAAGAACAAUGAUGAUGAGUAUUGCUCUUUCUGGAGGCCAGUGCUCCCUUGGGGUGGCGUGUACAUCAUCAGGGCUGGUCAGAAGGCUGUCUCUUGCAUCCCCCUCUAUGUUAAAGUCAGUUUGAAAAACACAUGUACUAUUGAUGGAUUCCUCAUGCUUUUAUAUGUAAUCCUGCGGGACAACCACACCUUCCGUCGGGAAGUGGGUCUGUUCUUGGGUAAGCAGUUUGUGGAGUAUUUUCUGUACCUGAUGGACUCCUAUGAUUACACAACAGUCAAGAUGCUUUGGAUCUGGGACAGGAUGUCCAAGCGUCAGUAUCGAUCAGCGAUCCAUCAGGCUGCUCUGGAGAUUGACCUUUUUGGCAAUGAGCAUGAGAACUUCACCAAGAACCUAGAAAACCUGAUGUCAACAAUUCAGGAGAGCCUUUGCUCUAACUGGUGCUGUCCAUCCCGUUUCCAGGAGCUCCUUCAGAACACCAUAAAUAUCAACCCGCCACAUGAACUUCCUGAUAGAGAUCCAAUUCAGUCUGCAGUGGAUGAGUUCUUCUGCCCAAAGAUUGUACUCUGCAAAGAAUUUGGGUGUAGUGGGCUAAGAGAGUUUUCUCACAGGGAGUUUUCCUACGGUCCUCCUCCCUUUAUCAUUCUUAACAUGCAGAUGUGGAAAUCUGAGGACCUCUCGUAUGUACCUUAUCAUCUGGCUUUGUCAGAUCACAGGUACUCACUAGAGGGCGCCACACUUUUCAACAAGGAGGAACAUCACUACUCUGCAGCUUUCCAAAUUGAUGGAUACUGGAUGCACUAUGAUGGGCUUCGUACCGACAACUUGAUCUUGCUGAACAAACCACCAGAGCUGCUGCUCCUGUCAUCUCUGGUGUAUGUCCGUGCCCCACACAACUGAGGCAUUGUUACUUCGGAGGGUGCAACAGGAUCGAAGAGGGUCAAAGGUCCCAAAGGUUUCUUUAAAACUUACUUUGGUUUAUUCCCCAUCCAUGUUAUUUUGUUCCAUAAAUAAUAUUUGCAUAUUUAGGAGGUCAGUUGAUAAUUUGUUAUGGAUAUUCUAUAUAUAAUGCAAAUAGUUUUGUUAAUAUUUACACAUUCUCUCUCUCUCUCUCUCUCUCUUUAAGGAUAGGGAUGUCAGUGAUGUGAUGUAACUGAAUUUUUUACUGAGAUAUUACUUUGUAAUUUUGUAACUAAUGCUGUACUUUGUGCGAACACUGCAUCUACAAAUCAGCAACGCUGAGUUAAAUUGCCUCUCUAAACUGCUUGGAAUCCAAGAAUUAGUAUAUGGACUAUAAUAGCUUUGGGCUGGUGUGCAAAACCUAAUAAUUUGAACAAUUGGCUCAAAACUUUGAAUUUAAAUUUAAGGGCAAUGGUUUCAAAGUUUUCUUAAGUUCUUUGCUACAUUGUUCCAAACCUUUUUCAAAUUAAAAUUAGGACAACAUGAAAUAAUUAUUUUCAGAAAAGCUAAAUGUAUAGUUUAUUUUUAACAUAAAUAAACUGAAGGCUUAUAAAUAUUUUUAUCACAGAUAUUAUGUUGGGUCUCCCACUAAUCCACACAUAUACAAGCCUUAUUGCUGAAAGCAUGGAACAAUUUUGUUUUAUGGCCCAGUAAGGGAUGUCACCAAGACAUAUCUUUUAUGAUACAAUGCCAAAUUUAAAGGACUUCAGACUGAGCAGUGUUUGCAUGAUUGAGACACAUUUUUGAAAAUCCACGUUGCUCAGCUGUAACCCAGCCUGAUGCUGUUUAGUGUUCAGCUGCCAAAGAACUGUUUGAGCUUGUAAAUGCCAUAUUGGUGUCACAGGUUUUUGUUUCUGCAUUUUAAACUGCUGACUUAUUUAAAUUGUUUUUUUAAUUAUUGUUUUCUACAUUUCUUAUACAUUCUUCAAUCUUUGAUAACAUGCCAAUAUUCAGACUUGCAUGUAACAAUUUGAAAAUUGUAUCAAGCACACACUAGUGACUUUAUAUACCAUGGUAAGGUCUGAAUAAUAAGCCAUAUUUUAUAUCAUAACUAAAUCCUAGACCAUAGGAGGAACAGUUUCAAUUUCUAAUUUGAGUUUCUUCCCUUUUGAUUAACACAGUUUUUAAAACAUGAUUAACAUGUUCAGAAAUUGUAUGAAAACACAACUUUGCAUUCACUUGUAAUACAAAUAAAAGAUCAUGCUAUACA